This is a messenger RNA of Thunnus maccoyii (southern bluefin tuna), 4371 nucleotides long. RefSeq names its product thymopoietin a (gene tmpoa). Lineage: Eukaryota; Metazoa; Chordata; Actinopteri; Scombriformes; Scombridae. The record is from RefSeq and is a predicted model, not a curated record. The transcript is spliced from 13 exons. The coding region runs from base 1554 to 3551 and encodes 665 amino acids. Gene Ontology annotation, molecular function: DNA binding.
UAAAUAAAUCAAUGCACUAGCAAUAAUAAGGAAACAGUUGAUCAUCAUAUGACUGUAUGUUUACUGUUUGUCAUUACUGUAACACUCAUGUUACAAAUGAAUUCUAUCAAACUAAGAUCAGGAAACAUGGAAAAUGUAUGGAUAUGAAAUUUACCAGUUACAGUCAAAAGAUGAACAAUGAAUACUUUUAUUUUUGUGUCUGUCCAUUUACACGAUCCAUCUCACAGAAUUAGACAACAAUGAAACCUAAAUAUUUCAUAUUCACAUUUGGUUAUUAAAUCUUCAGGUACAAUCAUUGCAGUGUCUGGUUCUGUUGAAAAUAAAUUCCUUUAUGUUGUUCCAAAACUUCCCCAGAAACACCUGCUGUUACUGCCUCUGGCUCUAGUUUACAAACUGUGCAUUAAUCAUCAGUGUCAGGAAAUUUGGAAAUGAUUUUUUACAGGGGAAAAUGUUGUGUUGGGUUUAAGAUGAACUUCCCCGACCUUGUUUGAAAUACAGAACUGAAGGUGUAAAACCAGCUCUGAUGCAAACUGUUCAUUCCAGAGGAUUUUUUUCUUUGGGUGAAACUUUAUUGCGGUUACUGAAGUUCUUUCUACGUUUGUGCAUUUUAGAUCAACUUUGAAACCGGGCUCUGUUCUGAUCACAUGUUAAUGUGAGUAGACUUAGUUACAGAAAUAAUUAGUUGUAUUUUACUGGAAAGAUCUAAUUUUGAGGAAAUCUUCACUAAAGAGAUUACAUCAAACAUUUCAGUCCGAAUUUCGUAAUAAAUGCUCUUAUUAUUAUUGAAUGCUCUUAUAUUGUAAUGUUAGUGUUGUUCAACUUGUUUGGUGAAAAACUGUGAAUAUAAUAAUUUUUACGAGAAUAAAGCCUGUUGAUAGAACUUUGAAAGCUUUACUAGCAAUUUGGGAAGACUAAUCGCAUCCCAUCAGAAGCUGUAAACUACUUUAUCUUUUGUUAUGUGGUUUAAAAAUUCCAUAAUGAUUUUUUUCAAUCAUUAGAUCUUAAAUAUGCUGAUCAAAUAAACAAAGUGUAACAUUUCUAUGGUGUUUUUUUAAAUGAACCUUUCUGUAAGCGGUGAUUUAAAAACACUGACUGAGAAGCGUGUCUCAAAGUUGUGACGUGCGGUUCAUUUUCAAUAGUUGCAUGUUUGUCCCACCAAUAAGAAAGACUUUUCAAACCACGUGUGACCAAUAGCCGCCCGCCUCUACAGUUAGUCACGUCCGGUCCGGGUCAUCCCCCGAUGCACGUUUACCUGAACAGUCACUCAGCAGCUGCUAUUUUCAUUUCUCCUUUCUUCUGCGUAGAGGAGGAAGCGAGAGCAACGACAGCGACCCAUAUUCGUCCUCUUUUUUAUUGCUUCUUUUUCCUUUGAGGCACACUCCUUUCUUCCGUAGUCAGUAUUUUGCUUUGCGAGUUAAUUCCGGUAAGAGGCGCUGGUUAGCCGCUCCGCUCAGACCAAACCUCCCCUGAUUUUAUAGCAUUUCUUCCCUUCAGCGUAAGCUAGCUAACGUACCCCGGCGACUGUAAAUCUGUCCCUCCAUCCGCACGCCGACAUGCCGGAGUAUCUGGAAGACCCGUCUUCGCUCACCAAGGACAAGCUGAAGAGCGAGCUGCUGGCUCACAACGUGGAGCUUCCGAGCGGCAACCCGACCAAGGACGUGUACGUGCAGCUGUAUCUGAAGAACCUGACCGCUCAGAACAAGCAGCGUGUUACGGCCGCGACUCUGGACGCCUUUUCCAGCGAUGAGGAGCUGCCGCCGCCCGUCGUCUCCAGCAGAAGUCGCUCCUCCGGCAGAAAAGCCACCAGGAAAACAGACAAGGUUCGGCCAGAUGAGCUGGACGUGACUCUGCUGAGCGACGAGGGCCUGAGGGACGAGCUGUUCAAGCACGGGGUGGACGUAGGGCCCAUUGUUGCAUCCACCCGAAAACUGUACGAGAAGAAACUGCAGAAGCUGCUGGAUGACGGUCCCGCACAGCCAGCAAAGCCACUGCUGGUCGUCACGGAGAUUCAAGUCAACCACAACGGCAACUCUGAAUCAGACCUGUACAGUGACAAGGAGGACGAGGUGACAGCAGCACCAGAACCAGAACCCGUGGCAGAACCUGAACCGGCUCCGGUGGUGGAGAGACCAGUGAGGAGCCGAGGGAAGACUCCCGUCACCACCCGCACCCGCAGCAGCCAGCACAACACGAGAGAGCAGUUGAUGGAUGAGGAAGAUGAUGAUGAUGAAGACCCUGUCCUGAUAGUAAAGCGCAGAUCCAGGAGGUUAUCCCAUAGAACGCAGAUAGUGCCUGAGGAUCUCAGGUUUGUAUUGACAGAUCAGGUUCAGUUGGAGUCUAACAGAGAAGUUCACCACAGGCUGGAGCGUCCAGCUCGGGCUGAACCACCCUCCACCUCGUCCAGACCUGCUCAGCUGCCUCAGAGUCCAGCAGGAGAAUCUCUGACCCGUAGUGUGAGAGAGAGGAGUGUGGGCAGCAAACCCAGGCUCGACCAACCAGAGAAGGUCUGCAGAGCUCCUGGGAGCCCCCGCCUGAAGCUUCAUGAGGAAGAAAUGAGGCUGCAUCUUCCCAAAUCUAGCAAGGAUUCUCCUCACAGGCCAGCCGCUCUUCUCAACACCGCUCUACUCGAGGAACCUGAGCCAGCAGUAGAACACUGUGUCACACCUCUGAGACCAGCAGCUAGGUCUGCUUUCUACAAGUCAAAGAGCCUGACUGAAGAGCACAGUCCACAGCUGGCUGCCAAGCCAUCCAGGCCUUCAUCUCCUUUGGUUCAACUCACCAAAAUUGACCCAGUGACGUUUAGCCCAAUGUGUAACAUCUCACCCAUUAAGAACCAGGAGUCCCACUGGUCUGUGUCAGAGCAGUUUGGAUGUCAGGCUGGCGGUGGCUCUGCAGCAGGGGAGGAGUGUGUCCCUCCAGAUGUCCCGCUGCAUAAAAGGAGGCAGCAGAAAAUCUCCAGCUUCCUGUCCACGUGCAGCCCCGUGAAGACGCCCAGCUGCACGUCCGCUCUGUCCAAGCAGCAGCUAGUCAGACAGGUGGAGAAGAUCGCAGCCAGCGACCAAACCCCUAAAGUGGAAGAGAAUGAUGUUCUGAAAGAGCUGUUCACCAACAACAUCAACAGUCCCACAGGAAUCAGCGCCACCUGUCGACGACCCAUCCGAGGAGCCGCCGGUCGCCCGGUGAAGUCCAGCGACCUCUGGAACGAUGAAAACUACUACUUCUCUCCAAAAACCACCAAGACCAGCAGCAACUCCUGCUCCUACACCGAGAGCCGCACCCUCAACAGAGUCAGCAGCCUGCCCCCCUCCACCUCCUCUACCUCCUCCUCCUCCUCCAUCUCCUCUUUCUCCACCUCCUCCAGGCUCCUGUCCGCAGCGCCUCCCGCAGGUCAGACCAAAGCGGCGCGUCGCAGCGUGUCUCUGUGGAUAAAGCUCUUCCUGCUGGCCAUCGUGGCUGCUUUCCUCUUCCUGGUUUACCAAGCCAUGGAGACCAAUACUAUCAACCCGUUCGCAGGCUCAGAAACAGAAGUGACCAGUGAGAGCACAGCGUAGAGAGUUUCAGGAAGUGUUGUGAGGUGGGGGAGGGGGGGGGGGGGGGGGGGAGAAGCCUGCCUGCUUCUACUUUUUCAUUUUUAAGUGUGAAUCUGAAUUGUAGCCAUUUGUGUUCACAAGCGCUGUGAAAUGAUCUCUGACAUCAUCAGCCCUUGUUUCCUCAUGUUUUGUCUUUUUUUUUUCCUUUUAUUUCUAAAUAAGUUUUCUGUGAAUCCAUAAAGAGAAGCGAUGUAGCCGCUUCAGUGACACUUCAAGGAUCUCCAUGACACAUCGUGAAAGGACAGUACCGCCUCUGCUGUUUGUUGUUUUGGUCCAUCCUUGACCUUUGACCUCACAGUCUGCGAGGUUACAACAAAGCCAGCCACUAAUCAACUGUCAGAAACACAAAUAGAAGCAGUAGCUUUGAUAGAAGUAUGUGGACUCACUACUAUUGCCGUAUUUUUAUUAUUUUUAUGUCAUACUUGCAUGGUGCGUUUAUAUGUGUGUGUGUGUGUGUGUGUGUGUGUGAGAGAGAGAGAGAGUUGAAUGUGUGUGUGGUUGAGAGAUUUCUGCUCACACUUUGCCUUAGUGUCUGUCUGUUAGUCAUUAACAGCCUUGAAGAUGGAGUUUGAAACUAAUUUUGUUUUGUACUCGACCAUCUUUGUUAAUGAGACAGGGAGGCUUGUUAUAAUCCAAAUACUUCUAAAUCUUGUUAAACCCUACGAUAUUUUCUUAAAUGUUCUCUUAUAAUGAAAUAAAAAUGUUCCAUUGUAUUCUACUUAAUUAUGUAUUCACUGUCACAAAUAUUGAAUAUCCACUCAAUAAACUAUUAUGUUGUUAA